CUCCUUUAAACUCUGUCAAGAACAAGAACGGUCGGCCCUAAGUGUUCGAUACCGCGUUUUAUGGAAGUACCUUGCCUUGUGUGAUAUCGUUAACCGUUUGCCUGUACUAAGUGCGUAUUACGCUAUUGUACGAAACAUGGAGACAAUUUUGGAGCAGCAACGUCGCUAUCAUGAGGAAAAGGAGAGGCUAAUGGAUGCUAAAACAAAAGAAGUGUUACACAAGAAAUCGACGUUGCGGGAACAGAUCAAUUCGGAUCAUAGGACAAGAGCCAUGUUGGACCGCUAUAUGGAAGUGAGUGCCAAUCUCAGAGACUCUUAUGAAGACAAAGAUGGAAUGAGGAGGGAUGAGCUCGCUGCCAUCUCGGGGCCCAAUGAAUUUGCAGAGUUCUACGACAGACUUAAACAGAUAAAGGAGUUUCACAGGAAGCACCCGAAUGAAAUUUCCAUUCCAAUGUCUGCAGAAUUCGAAGAGCUGAUGAAAGCCAGAGACAACCCUAGUGAUGAGGCUCAGAACCUAGUGGAAUUCACGGAUGAAGAAGGAUACGGCCGCUACCUUGACCUGCACGAUUGCUACCUGAAGUACAUCAACCUGAAAGCAGCCGAGAAAGUCGAGUACAUCACUUACCUGUCAUCGUUUGACCAGCUCUUUGACAUCUCCAAAGAGAGAAAGAAUGCAGAAUACAAAAAGUAUUUGGAGAUGCUGCUGGAGUACCUGCAGGACUACACUGAUCGGGUCAAACCUCUACUCGACCAAAAUGACCUCUAUGACAAAGUGCUGUCAGACUUUGAGAAAAAGUGGGAGACGGGCACAUUCCCAGGGUGGCCUAAAGAGACAAGUAGUGCUUUGACGCACGCCGGAGCUCACCUGGAUCUCUCGGCUUUUUCGUCUUGGGAGGAGUUGGCUUCUUUGGGUCUGGACAGAUUAAAGUCUGCUCUUCUGGCAUUGGGACUGAAAUGUGGAGGGACUCUUGAAGAGCGAGCUCAGCGACUCUUUAGCACCAAAGGCAAAUCUUUGGACCUGCUGGAUCCAUCGCUGUUUGCCAAAAAUCCCAAAGUGAAAGGUCCUAAGAAGGACACCGAACGAAACAAGGAAAUUGCCUUUUUGGAGGCUCAACUCUAUGAAUACGUCGAAAUCCUCGGUGAGCAGAGGCAGCUUACUCACGAGAAUGUGCAGAGGAAGCAAGCGAGAACUGGAGAGGAACGUGAGGAAGAAGAAGAGGAGCAGAUCAGCGAAAGUGAAAGCGAAGACGAAGACAACGAGAUCAUCUACAACCCUAAAAAUCUGCCCCUGGGUUGGGAUGGCAAGCCAAUUCCAUACUGGCUCUAUAAACUCCACGGACUGAAUAUCAACUACAACUGUGAAAUCUGUGGAAACUACACCUACCGAGGACCCAAAGCUUUUCAGAGACACUUUGCGGAAUGGAGGCAUGCCCAUGGCAUGCGUUGUCUCGGAAUCCCCAACACUGCCCACUUUGCCAAUGUCACCCAGAUUGAGGAUGCUGUUUCUUUGUGGGCAAAACUGAAGUCCCAAAAGGCAUUAGAGCGCUGGCAACCUGACACAGAGGAGGAGUAUGAGGACUCAAGCGGAAAUGUAGUCAAUAAAAAAACAUAUGAAGAUCUCAAGAGGCAGGGUUUACUGUAGAUGUUAUUCUAAGCAAGGUAUUACUUGGAUUUGGAUCCACCUUCCAUUCCCAACAUUGGUAUUUUGCAAUUUUUGAUCAUCACAAUAAAGAUCAGUAUUUCGCUACUUCAAAA
Molecule: messenger RNA, 1755 nt
Organism: Syngnathus typhle (broad-nosed pipefish)
Lineage: Eukaryota; Metazoa; Chordata; Actinopteri; Syngnathiformes; Syngnathidae
Gene: sf3a3
Product: splicing factor 3a, subunit 3
Exons: 17
Coding region: 137-1642 (501 amino acids)
Biological process (GO): mRNA splicing, via spliceosome
Cellular component (GO): nucleus; spliceosomal complex
Molecular function (GO): zinc ion binding; RNA binding
Source: RefSeq, a predicted model, not a curated record